Sycon ciliatum is the source of this 1776-nucleotide messenger RNA. RefSeq names its product TLC domain-containing protein 5-like. NCBI's taxonomy places the organism in Eukaryota, Metazoa, Porifera, Calcarea, Leucosolenida, Sycettidae. Bases 571 to 1332 code for a protein of 253 amino acids. Gene Ontology annotation, cellular component: membrane. The record is from RefSeq and is a predicted model, not a curated record. The transcript is spliced from 4 exons.
CGAUUUGCCAAAAAAAGGGUUUACGUUUAUCAGGACUACAAGUAACAGUUGUGUGGAGGGUUUGUAGCUACAAAAACCCUACGUACGUGGGCACUUGGGAAAUAACUGCUGCUGUCGUGCUGAGCUUGAUGCACUUGAUUCCGAGACUAACCUGAGCAAUUACUGGAUCAGCUGCGAGCUAGCCGGUCAUAUCCUGGGAAUAUUCUGUGCCUUUGCGUUUGAGUUUGAGCGAGAAUCACGCUGUGAGAACAUACGUAUAUACCGGCUAAGUACCCAGGGUUCAUUCAAUUAGCUGCCGGCAUGCCAAGCACUGGAAUAAUGAUGAAGACAAUGACUUAAAAAUUAUAGGCAUUGCUACCUGCCCGUGUAUUAUAGACUACUGCCAGUACUGGUGCUUACCGUGGACGCAACUUUGCUCUCACGACGUGGAAUUGGAGAUCCCGUACGACCAGCGCGCGCGUCCAGAUAUUCAGGACAUUUGAGUUCACCCGCCGGUCACGGUUUGCAAACUACCCAAUUCGUCCUGGCACCAUUCACAUUCGAAGGAUAACGUCAAAAUAAUAGUGUAGCAUGUUGACCGACUACGGCAUGAAAGUGCUGACUGGCACCGGCUUCAGCUUUGCCUUCUGGAGCAGCCUGUACGCCACUGCCAACUGGUUCAAUCCCAAACGGAGUAGCGAGUGGAACUGUCGGAUUGUCACUUUCAUUCAUGGAGUCGUAUUAGUCAUCUGUACAAGUUGGUCAGUGUUUGUCAUUGGUCCAGUUCCGUACAGACAGGAAGCUCUUGGCUUGAAGACUAGCGCUCUGCAAGAGAAUUUGCUGAUAAUAUCAUUUGGAUACUUUCUAUUUGAUCUGCUCUGGUGUCUGGUCAUGCAAACGGAAGGACUCCUAAUGCUAGUGCAUCACCUCACGACUGUGGUCAGCAUUGCUAGUAUGCUGUUCAUUGGGGUUUCUGGUGCUGAGGGUACGGCCACGCUCCUCGGCACGGAGAUAUCCAACCCUUGCCUGCAGGCACGCUGGUUCCUGAAGCAGACCGCGUCCUACGAGUCGACGCUCGGCACGUACGUCGACCUGACGUUCGUGCUGCUUUUCGUCGUCGUUCGUAUCGGCGUCGGCGGUUGGCUGUUCGUAGUAACCAUGGCGUCGCCGAAAGUGCUUCUAGCCGUAAAGCUCGGAGGCGUGGUGUUGUACGGCAUCAGUUUGCUCUUCCUUGGGCAGAUCCUUCAGUUCGCGUACCGCAAGUUCUAUGGCAUCAAGCGGCCCGUCCCGGAGCACGGCAAGGCAGGGAUCGCGGUGAACGGCAACGGAGUGACGAAACACAAGAAGUCCUAACUUGUGCACUGAUUGGCUGUGGACGACUUCAAAAUUUCUAGGGAUAUGUGAACAUUUUUUUAAAAGUUUCUUAGUUAUUUUCGCUGUAAAUUUCUCUAGUGAUCUGUCUAGUGAUCUGUCUAGUGAUUUGUGUAGUGAUCUGCUAAUCCGUCUAGUGACCUGCUAAAUCAGUAUAGCGAGCUGGCGAGACCCCUAUUGAGGCACUUGGUUCCUUUUUAGUUUUGAUUUUAAAUGUUCUACUCUCGGACUAUCUCGAACCGGAAUUACCAGACGUACUGUUAUUUUUUUGCCAUGUCUUCAACGCAGCAUUUUUUAUGAAGAUUGGAGAGCAAAUAACAGUUACUGUACCUGUAUGAACGUUUUUAUUACCUCUACCAUGGAUAUCAAAUGGCUACGCAACAGUCACUAAUACUUACUUUGUCUCCUGGCGGAGGCUGCCCAUGA